AUGGAAAAGCCACCUGCACCAACUCUUCUGGAGUCCGCUCCUGUUGUUUCCAAUGUUGUAGAUCUACCACCACCGCACGUCUCAUGGCUCGAGGCGAAGAUCAAGCCGAAGACUGUCCAUGCUCGCUACCCCUUCAGGGGUAAGCCUUUGCUAUGGAUGACUUGCGCAUUCGGUUCUCUUGGAGACGCCCUGUUUGGCUACGACCAAGGUAUCGUGGCCGGCCUCUUGGUCAACCCCGUGUUCCUCAAGAGAUUCUUCGCAGACUACGGAGGCGCCCAUGGCUCAAGCGACGAUAUCAACCCCUCAAUCACAGGUAUCCUCGUCGCAUGUCUGCAAGUCUCCGCCGCCAUCGGUUCUCUCAUGGCAGGAAAUAUUGGUGAUAUGAUUGGUAGAAAGCGAUGUGUUCGACUGGGAGGUUUCAUCUACUUCGCGUCCGCCUUCAUCCAAGCCUUCGCACCUGACUUUACAACAUUCAUCGCCGGACGGACGAUCCAAGGAUUCGGCGUCGGGUUUCUGUCAAUGACCGUCCCCGUCAUCCAAACCGAAAUUGCCGCACCGCAUCGCCGUGGUCUCAUGGUCGGCGUCGAAUACACAUUCCUCAUCGGAGGUUACGCGCUCUCGACGUGGGUCGACUACGGCUUCUACCACGUGCCCAAGAGCGAGUCAUGGCAAGGUCCCUAUUUCAUCCAGAUGGGUCUUGCGUUCAUUCUCUUUGCCAUGUCCUUCAUUCUCCCAGAAACGCCUCGCUGGUUGGCGAGAAACGGCUUCACCCAGGAAUGCAUACAGACUGUUGCCGAUUUGCAUACGCCGGAUGGUAACACGCAGGCUGAACAUGUUCAGCAAGUCAUGCUCGAGAUCAGCGAAGCAGUUCGAUACGAGGCGACUCUCGGACAGUCAUCGUGGAGGGAGAUGUUUACGCGUUAUAGAAAGCGGACCAUCGUCGGCAUUACUGCGCAGAUGUUUGCUCAGCUGAACGGAAUCAACGUCAUCUCGUUCUACCUGCCCACGACCCUGGCCAAGGCUGGCAUGAGUCAGUCCAAGUCGCUGCUUUACACUGCUGCGAACUCGAUCCCCUACGUAGCUGCGACUACUUUGUCUUGGUGGCUGGCCGAUAGAUGGGGACGCCGCCCGCUGCUGAUCCUUGGUGGUAUUCUCAUGGCUAUCGCUCUCAGUAUUGUCUGCGCUUUCACCGAGGCACACAUACCUGACAUCAACGUUCGUGCGAAUGGCAUCUAUGCCUUUGUCGUCAUCUACAAUGCCAUUUAUGGCUUCACCUGGGGUCCUAUGCCCUGGCUGCUUCCCGCUGAAAUCUUUCCCCUACGCGCUCGUAGUAAGGGCAUGGCGCUCGCCACCUGCUCGAACUGGGUGUUCAACUUCGCUAUCGGCAUGUCGGCCCCUGACGCAUUCGCGGGCAUUGGAGGCUAUUACUAUGUCAUCAUUGCAGGAUUCUGUCUGAUAUCAGUGGCUUUGGCCAAGUUCUACUACGUCGAGACGGCGAAUCACACGCUCGAAGAGAUUGCAAUCGCCUUCGGUGAUAAGGCUUUUGUGGAUGACGACGAGACGGUCGUUGGCGCGGCCCACUUGGGACAAGGAGAAACGGAGGCUUCUACGACCAAAGUUUGA
Colletotrichum aenigma is the source of this 1623-nucleotide messenger RNA. RefSeq names its product Major facilitator-type transporter ecdD (gene ecdD-5). Gene Ontology annotation, biological process: carbohydrate transport; transmembrane transport. The transcript is spliced from 4 exons. NCBI's taxonomy places the organism in Eukaryota, Fungi, Ascomycota, Sordariomycetes, Glomerellales, Glomerellaceae. Gene Ontology annotation, cellular component: membrane. Bases 1 to 1623 code for a protein of 540 amino acids. The record is from RefSeq and is a predicted model, not a curated record. Gene Ontology annotation, molecular function: carbohydrate:proton symporter activity.